AUGACUGGCAGAGCCAGGGAGAGUGUGGAGUUAGGCAGAGACACAGAGAGUGUGGAGCUAGUCAGAGACACAGAGAGUGUGGAGCUAGUCAGAGACACAGAGAGUGUGGAGCUAGGCAGAGACACAGAGAGUGUGGAGUUAGUCAGAGACACAGAGAGUGUGGAGCUAGUCAGAGACACAGAGAGUGUGGAGUUAGUCAGAGACACAGAGAGUGUGGAGCUAGUCAGAGACACAGAGAGUGUGGACUUCUCUGAGGCUGAAAAAAAGAGAGAGAAUCAAGAGACACAAACGGGGAAAAACGAAAGGAGGAGGAAGAAGGUGGGCGGCAGUGGGAAGCGUGUGAAUAGUAAAGUUGGUGAAGAUCUUCAUCUACAUGACCAAACAGCCGGAGAGUCGCGUCUGGAGAGAGCCGGAGAGUCGCGUCUGGAGAGAGCCGGAGAGUCGCGUCUGGAGAGAGCCGGAGAGUCGUGUCUGGAGAGAGCCGGAGAGUCGCGUCUGGAGAGAGCCGGAGAGUCGUGUCUGGAGAGAGCCGGAGAGUCGCGUCUGGAGAGAGCCGGAGAGUCGCGUCUGGAGAGAGCCGGAGAGUCGCGUCUGGAGAGAGCCGGAGAGUCGUGUCUGGAGAGAGCCGGAGAGUCAAACAACUCCCCAAACAGCCUGAGAGUCGUCUCAAGCAGCUGUCGCUGUCCCCACACAGUUACCGGACCGCUCCUCACACCUGGUCUACGAAGAGUUCGAUUAUUGACAACGAAUUUACGGAUAAAAAGCACACAAAAACAAGGAGUUCCAUACCCAAAGCUGGUAAAUAAAGUACCAGAGUGCCUCCCACAGUACCAGAGUGCCUCCCACAGUACCAGAGUGCCUCCCACAGUACCAGAGUGCCUCCCACAGUACCAGAGUGCCUCCCACAGUACCAGAGUGCCGCCCACAGUACCAGAGUGCCUCCCACAGUACCAGAGUGCCUCCCACAGUACCAGAGUGCCUCCCACAGUACCAGAGUGCCUCCCACAGUACCAGAGUGCCUCCCACAGUACCAGAGUGCCGCCCACAGUACCAGAGUGCCUCCCACAGUACCAGAGUGCCUCCCACAGUACCAGAGUGCCUCCCACAGUACCAGAGUGCCUCCCACAGUACCAGAGUGCCGCCCACAGUACCAGAGUGCCGCCCACAGUACCAGAGUGCCGCCCACAGUACCAGAGUGCCACCCACAGUACCAGAGUGCCACCCACAGUACCAGAGUGCCACCCACAGUACCAGAGUGCCGCCCACAGUACCAGAGUGCCACCCACAGUACCAGAGUGCCACCCACAGUACCAGAGUGCCACCCACAGUACCAGAGUGCCGCCCACAGUACCAGAGUGCCGCCCACAGUACCAGAGUGCCGCCCACAGUACCAGAGUGCCGCCCACAGUACCAGAGUGCCGCCCACAGUACCAGAGUGCCGCCCACAGUACCAGAGUGCCACCCACAGUACCAGAGUGCCACCCACAGUACCAGAGUGCCACCCACAGUACCAGAGUGCCACCCACAGUACCAGAGUGCCACCCACAGUACCAGAGUGCCGCCCACAGUACCAGAGUGCCACCCACAGUACCAGAGUGCCGCCCACAGUACCAGAGUGCCACCCACAGUACCAGAGUGCCGCCCACAGUACCAGAGUGCCACCCACAGUACCAGAGUGCCGCCCACAGUACCAGAGUGCCACCCACAGUACCAGAGUGCCACCCACAGUACCAGAGUGCCACCCACAGUACCAGAGUGCCGCCCACAGUACCAGAGUGCCGCCCACAGUACCAGAGUACCACCCACAGUACCAGAGUGCCACCCACAGUACCAGAGUGCCGCCCACAGUACCAGAGUGCCGCCCACAGUACCAGAGUGCCGCCCACAGUACCAGAGUGCCGCCCACAGUACCAGAGUGCCGCCCACAGUACCAGAGUGCCACCCACAGUACCAGAGUGCCACCCACAGUACCAGAGUGCCGAUGGCAGGAGCAAGGUCCUGAGGGGCGCGGCACUCAGAGUUUGA
This is a messenger RNA of Procambarus clarkii (red swamp crayfish), 2025 nucleotides long. The record is from RefSeq and is a predicted model, not a curated record. Lineage: Eukaryota; Metazoa; Arthropoda; Malacostraca; Decapoda; Cambaridae.